AUGUUUCUUCUCUCUUUCCCUAUCUAUCUAUCUAUCUAUCUAUCUAUCUAUCUAUCUAUCUAUCUAUCUAUCUCCUUCGACAAUCAGUCUAUUUAUCAUGCUUUCCUUCAUCAUCUAUCUCUACGAGUCUUUUCUUUUUCAUCUGUGUACUCAUUUUUUUUAUUUGACCCUGUUUUGCCUCUCUAUCUAUCUAAUUUCGUUUUGUUCACAUCUAUCUAUCUAUCUAUCUAUCUAUCUAUCUAUCUAUCUAUCUAUCUAUCUAUCUAUCUAACUUCGUUUUGUUCAUAUCUAUCUAUCUAUCUAUCUAUCUAUCUAUCUAUCUAUCUAUGUUCAUUCAUUUUAUUCUCAUUAUGUUCAUAUCUAUCUAUCUAUCUAUCUAUCUAUCUAUCUAUCUAUCUAUCUAUCUAUCUCAAUUUAAUGUUCAUAUCUAUCUAUCUAUCUAUCUAUCUAUCUAUCUAUCUAUCUAUCUAUCUAUCUAUAGACGAUAAAAGUAACCUUGUCCGAGGUUACAACACUAUCUAUCUAUCUAUCUAUCUAUCUAUCUAUCUAUCUAUCUAUCUAUCUAUCUAUCUAUCUAUCUAUGUCUAUGUCUAUGUCAUUCGGUUCGUACCUAUCUUUAUAGUAACCUAUCUCAGUCUGUUCAAAUCUCUCUCUCUCGCUAUCUAUGUAUCUAUCUAUCUCCAUAUCUAUCUAUUCCAGUCUGUCUAUAUCUAUCUGAGUCUAUCUAUGUCUAUCUCAUUCUUCUGUUCAAAUCUAUCUAUCUAUCUAUCUAUCUAUCUAUCUAUCUAUCUAUCUAUCUAUCUAUCUAUGUCUGCCAGUGGCUCGUUCAGUGUACUAUCUCAGGCAUUCCACAGCUACCAAUCUAUUCCAGUCUGUUUAUAUCUAUCAUAA
Acanthosepion pharaonis is the source of this 891-nucleotide messenger RNA. Lineage: Eukaryota; Metazoa; Mollusca; Cephalopoda; Sepiida; Sepiidae. The record is from the annotation of a GenBank genome assembly.